Messenger RNA from Pezoporus occidentalis (night parrot), 7139 nucleotides. It is a transcript of the gene GDF6, whose product is annotated as growth differentiation factor 6. Lineage: Eukaryota; Metazoa; Chordata; Aves; Psittaciformes; Psittacidae. The transcript is spliced from 2 exons. Gene Ontology annotation, molecular function: growth factor activity; cytokine activity. Gene Ontology annotation, biological process: BMP signaling pathway. Gene Ontology annotation, cellular component: extracellular region. Bases 135 to 1334 code for a protein of 399 amino acids. The record is from RefSeq and is a predicted model, not a curated record.
CCGGGCCGAGCCCGCCCGGGUGCAGUCCCCGCUCCGCGCCGCGCCGCCGCGCAGUCCCCGCGCUGCUCCGUGGGCCGCCGGAGCCGCACGUCGGGCCGCCCUCCUCUUCCUCCCCACCGCCGCCGCCUCUCGCUAUGAAUGCACGCCGGGCCCUGCUCUCCGCCGCCUUGCUCGCCAGCCUCCUCUGGGAUUUACCUUGCUGCCUCCCGGCUUCCCUCCCCACCGCCUCGGAGAUCGCCGCCUCUUCCAAAGGCGGACGGGGCCGCAGGGUGCCGCGGUCCCCACGGGAGAACCGCCCGCGGCAAGGCGGACACGCCGUGGGCCGGGCGUUCCCACGGGCGGAACCCCACGAGUACAUGCUAUCUCUGUUCAGGACUUACUCCAUCGCAGAGAAACUGGGCAUCAACGCCAGCUUUUUUCAGUCGUCCAAAUCCGCCAACACCAUCACUAGUUUUGUAGACAAGGGACUAGACGAUCUCUCGCCCGCUCCCUUGAGGCGGCAGCAGUAUGUGUUUGAUGUAUCGACCCUCUCGGAGACGGAGGAGCUGGUGGGGGCCGAGGUGCGGCUCUUCCGCCGGGCGUCCCGCGCCCGCCCGCCGCCCGCCGCCCCGGUACAUAUGCAGCUCUUCCCCUGCCUGUCGCCACGGCCUCUGGACUCUCGAGCCCUGGACCCGCGGGCGGCCCCGGCCGCCGACUGGGAGGUCUUCGACGUGCGGCAGGGCCUGCGGGAGCAGCGGCCGUCGAAGCGGCUGUGCCUGGAGCUGCGGGCCUCGGCGGGCCGCGGGCCACCGCGCUGGCUGGACCUGCGGGGCCUGGGAUUCGGGCGCCGGCCGCGACCGCCGCAGGAGCGGGCGCUGCUGGUGGUCUUCACCCGCGCCCGGCGGCGGAGCCUGCUCGGGGAGCUGCGCGCCGAGCUGGGCUCGCCGCCGCCGCCUGCUGUCCGCCGGCCGCCGCCCCGGCGCCAGCGGCGCACCGCCUUCGCCAGCCGGCACGGGAAGCGGCACGGCAAGAAGUCCCGCCUGCGCUGCAGCAAGAAGCCACUGCACGUCAACUUCAAGGAGCUGGGCUGGGACGACUGGAUUAUCGCCCCGCUGGAGUACGAGGCCCACCACUGCGAGGGGGUCUGCGACUUCCCACUGCGCUCCCACCUGGAGCCCACGAACCACGCCAUCAUUCAGACCCUCAUGAACUCCAUGGACCCCAGCUCCACGCCGCCCAGCUGCUGCGUCCCCACUAAAUUGACUCCCAUCAGCAUCCUCUACAUCGACGCGGGCAACAACGUGGUGUACAAGCAGUACGAGGACAUGGUGGUGGAGUCCUGCGGCUGCAGGUAGCGGGCGGGACACCCCUCGGGGCUGCAUCUGGCGGAGAAGCGCCGGCGGUGGCGAGCGGGGACGGCCCGCGCCCGCCCGGAGCGGGCUCGGCGCGUAGGGGAAGGUCGGGCGCCGGUUCCCGCGGGUGGCGGGCGUCGGGCAGCGCCUGCCCUUGACUACCGUGCGGGGAAGGGAGAGAGGGCAGGGCAGGCGGCCAGGCCCCGCCGGGUCCCUUCCCCUCUUUCCCCCGCUCUUUCCCCCUCUCUCCCUCCCUCCUUCCCUCUCCCGGGGUUUAUCUGGCGAUCUGUCCUCUUCCCUCCAAAGGUGAAGGCAAUUUAACAAGUACAAAAAGAGUCGGGGGAGGGAGAGGGAGCAGACCGAGCCCUCUCUCUGAAGUUGCUCUGAAGAGGGCUGCUUCAUUUCUGCCCUCUUUCACAUUCCUGCAAGCUUACCAGCCAGAAAUAGCCUCCGGCCCCCACCCCCAAAGGAAAAAAAAAAAAGAGAAAAGUUAAAAAACAAAAAAAAGCUCAAGAUUGUAAUUACCAGUUAGGUUUUAUUUUAAGACAGCAAUGAAAAACUGUGAAGAGCGAAGUGUUACAGAAAGCACAACCUGGGUGAAUGGAAAGGAAACUCCCUCGGAUUUCAGGAACAGCGCAAGGAUGCCAUUGCCAGGUCUCUAAGUAGCUCUAGCUCGGCAGCCCUCGCAACCUGCAGCAGUAUUAUACGCGAAUGGUGUGCUUGAAAGGCGUUCUAAGUAAGAUUCCUGUUUCUUUCCCGCCUUUGGUCUCAGCUGCUGCUUCACCUGAGGAAAGUGCACUUCGAAGCACGCGUAGCCCUUUCUUAAUGUAACUGUUAUGUUCGUAGUUUCAGGCUUUUCCCCACUGAUUUUUAGAGUCGUCUUAUUUGGUUUUGCAGAGCUGGUGAAAAAAAAAAAAAAAGAUUAAAAAAAGAGAAGAGAAUAAUAAUAUAAAAUGCUAAUAAAAAGACUCGACCAGGAGCAAUAAUUUAAAAUGCACAUUUUGCUUUGGAUGCACUGUUGUUCAUAUAAAAGUUGUAAAUAUUUGUUUAUUUAAACAGACUGAAAAGUGCAAAAUGGAGAUGAACAACAUGCAUUUUUUUUAAUGUACAAAACAUUAUAUGCACUCGAAAUGUUAUAAUUUCUAAUAUUUUUAAAAGUUUAUAUUUGAGUUGUACAGAAUUAAGCAUUAAUCAAAUAUUUCAUCCUUACUUAACAUUAUAAUUUCCUUAAGAUAUUAUUACAAAAUUUAAAUUCUGUGCUAAUAAUGGAAAAAAGAACUUUUUUUUUUACUGUCUACCUCACUAUAAUGCAAGUAUUUACAACUCUAAAGUUAUCUGAGGUAAAUUAAUAUUCAGAACAUUUUUACAAUACAACUUUACUGGACGGUACUACAACUAUUACUGUAUUAUUAAACAUUUCUUUUUCCAAAAAGUCAGCUUGCUUUUAUAUGUUUUAUUAUUUGGUUAAGUAAUGCUGAGUUCUUAAGUAAACAUUAGCUCCAGUUCUACAAAUGCUGCAGAGUUGAGUUGGAGCAAGUGCCACUUUGAGAUGUACCUGAAACCAUUCCUCCUAUCUGAAGACUUUUUGUACUCCCACAAGAUCUUUAGUUUCGUCUUUGGUAUAUGCUGGUGGCUCAGAGCUGCAUUAUGUUUGUCUGCAUUUCAUGCAAUGAUUACUAUAAAUGGGAGAACGCAUUAAGGGGAAAAAUUCAGACAAACCUUUGUAAAUCUCAUCUGUACCGGGUACGUUUACAUACACUGUAUGAUGUUGAUGAGCAAAAGACAAUGAAUGUUUUAUAAAUGAUAUUUAUUUUAAUGCAAUGGGUAAUAUAUUUAUUAAAUAUUUCUUGGCUAUCUCUUAGAUAAUGAAGAACUAUUAAAUAAGUAGCUGUUUCAGUAAGAGAAGGAUUCCCCUCUUCUCUCACAGCAAUGCUUGUGGAGAAGGUGGUGUAGGCAGUGUGGGGGCUCUUGGAAAAGAAAGUGCCUCAUCUUAUAUGCAGAAGGGCUGAAAGAGAUGCUCACCUUGUGGAAUGUGUUGAAAACAAGGUUCUUUUCAUAGAAAGUGGAAUUUUUUUAACCUUAUCACAAGAUCUGAUCACAUUUUUCCCUGGCCAGCUUUCACCCCCUUGGACUGCUGCUUGAACAAAGGAUUGCAGAAUCACACCCGAGUGUUUGAAUAGCAGCAGCUGAGAGACCUGUAGAAGACUCCAGCUUUAGAGCUGGUACAAUUGCCAGAGGAAUAUUUCUUUUUAAUACUUAAUAGUGUUUCAAGUUCAUGACUAAUAGAGUCAGAAACCACAGCUUUAAAAACAGCUUUAGUUUUAAAGCUGGGUUUACCGUUUGGAGUGGUGUGAACUUUGGUUGCUGCUCUGACCACACUGGUUCAGUCUUCUGCUAUGGAUGAAGCUCCCUCUCUCUUUACGAAGGAAAGCAGUGGGCAAAUGAUGCCCAACAGGCUGCAGUGUGCUCUCUGAGGAAUGGUAAUCAGGAUCCAUAAGACGCCAUCCACUGGAAAUGACCACUGAGUGAAUCAUCGUUUUAGUUUGCUGCCUGGUGAGCAAAUGAAUUAUCACUUGUACAGACAAUGCUUUGGCUAAAACCAUGCACUGAGAUUUUCAAUGCAAUUUCCUUUCCAUGUAAAAACCAGUGUCCCUUCUAUUGCAAGACUGUACAUUGCACGCUUGGUAGCAAGCUGGUCUGUCACUGAGCCAUCCGUUCUGCUCUGCCUCAGAUGUGGCUUUGGGGAACGUCAUCAAACAAAGUUCAACUGUGGGAGGCCUAAGAAAUCUCUCCUGAAAGAAAGUCCUCAGAGAGGCAACAGAGAAGACAUUGCUGUCUUGGAUAUACAGUACAGAGCAGUUUGUAUCUUCUCCUGCAUUAGCUGAUUUUUUGGUGACCUCUUUAAUGGCCAGAAAAGGUUUGAAAGCAGUUUGUCCCAAAUGUCUGAUCUGUACUUGUUAACUUUUUAAGGGCAGUGAGAGAGCUGAAGAAAGGCAAAAAUAGUCAGCAUCUGCAUUACCUGCUUUGGAGGCAAACCUUUUGGAUUUUACUUACUGAAAGAGAGGGAACACUGGCUUUCUGAAUGUGUGCUCUGUAUGCUACAACUAAUAUAACAUUAUCUGAGCCCGUUUUGGCAAGUCUGCUCUUCCUAAAGAUGGGAUCUCCGCUCAUUUCCUUUUUUAGGUCUGCAGUAUUCUUUUGUACAAAACUGAGAAUGAGCGGUACAGUGCUGAGAAGUGGAAAGAUACAGCAAAGCUGAUGGAUGGUCUUUCCUUGCUUGCACCUCCUUUUCUUUCUCUCACCCUGCCCCCAAGAGCUAACUAGUAAACUGAAUGAAAAAUAGCAGUAAUUAUUUUUUCAGCUUUUACCACAAAUACUGCAAGCCUUUGUUACAGAGAAACCCAAAUAUGGAAAUUCAGCGGGUGCACAGCUCAGAUCUCCCUGUCCUGCCAAAGUAAUAUGAAUUUUCUUUCCAUUUCUCAACUCCCCAUGCUCAAAAUCAUAUUUAAAAAGGGGAAAUGAUUUCUUUUGUUAUGCUGCUGGCCAGAAGAGGGAGCAGAAUCUAUAAAGUAGUGGGAAUAGACACCAGCAGAGAGAAGUCAGCUGAAGUCAGUCUAGCUCAUGGUGUGGUAUGUAUCAAAAGACAUUACACAGUUCAUCCAUCCCAUUGGCUGUGUUGCUCAAAUGCAAGAAAACCACCGGCUCCUCUUUGACGUAUAGAUAUACAUUGGAACAAUUAAAUUCUGAAUAUGAGAAUGAAAAAAAGGUAGUGUGGAGUUUAAGCCCUAGCUUUGUAAAUACUGCUUCUUUUUGGACCACAGACUCCCUCUUACAUUGAUUGAUUUAUGGGAGAGGUGUAUUUGUGAAAAUGAAUUUUGUGGUAAAAUGCUGGAACUUCCCCCGUGAAGAGUAGAUCCAAUCUUCUUUAUUACCUGCACACAGAUGAGAGGUUGGUCUGUUUACUGAAAUGUAUGAAUUAAUCAUGUUUAUUUUUAACACCUCAAUGUUUAACCUUAAAUAUCACCUGAGAGACAGAGUUGAUCACAUUGCAUGAAACAUCUGCCUUCAUAACCUCUUUGCUUCAGAAGCACAUCUGAAGCUGUAAGGAAGUCGAGUGGCUGAACUUCACCUUUGUCAAUCAUUCAGAUGCUGCGCAGCAGGACAGCAGAUUUCAAUAGCAUGUAAUUUGUUCUCUCACAUAGGAGCCAUGUGCCAUAAAGCAGUAUCCUCCCCUUGAGUGGGGUCCUUUGUCAGCAUUGAGCUAUAUUAUACGAUCACAUUUCCAAAUAUUUGUUCUUGUUUCUUUGCAGUGUCAGACCUGUUGUAAACUGAGGAUGUUCCAGCUGUUCAUAAUUGUGAGGGACGAGAGUCAACAUAUUGUGCCUGCUGUGCUCAUCAUCUCCCUAUUCCUUGAUGACUGCAGCCUUGAAAAGUACCACUGUUGUAGUUAAUAUACAUUCCUAUUUAGUGUAUCAUACUGCUGGGAAUUAGAAAAGGUGCUCCCAAGGUUUUAACCAGAGUUAAUUUUGCACAUCAGCCUGACACAGAGUAUUGGAUCCUAUAUUUGCCUAUGUGCUAGCAUUUUGACAAAUCUAGUAUUUGUUUAAACUGUGAAUGCUGUCAGCCCUCUCUCUGAAACUGAGAAGCCUGAAAUUGGACUGGGGACUUCUAUCCCACAAGACCACUUUCUUAGUAACAACUUUCUGCACCAUUUUUUGUGAAGACCCUUAGAGGAAUCUCCAUAGAAUCACCAAAUCAUUUGUGUUGGAAAAGACCUUUAUAAUAAUUUCUAUGAAGCAUUGCCUAAUCACUGAAGAAACAUUGUUUUUCAGAACAUGAGAGAUUUAGUACUAGAGACGAAUUAGUGAGAAGACUCCAAGGACACCAGUUUUCAAUUGGGUGAGCAGGAAAGACCUCAGGUGAAUAAGAAAACUGAAGGACCGGUGGACAACUCAUUUCUGCAGUGGAAGUGGGAAAUUGCAGGAGGGCCGUAGAAGAGCAAAAGGGAUAACGUAAGGGCACACUGCCAAACAUCUGAGAUGUCUUUGCACUAAUGCUGAGAGUAUGGAGAAUAAACAGGAAGAACUGGAGAUCUUGGGACACAACAAAAGCUACAGUUUAAUCAGCAUCACAGAGACUCAGUGGAAUAAAUUGCAGCACUUCAGCGUUAGCAGAAACAGCAUAAUUUGUGUAGGAAGGACAGGCAGGGAAAAAAGGAAGAGUAUUAUCCGGUAUAUUGGGAAUGUGUAGAAGGCCAGAAAGGGGAGAGACAGAGCUGUUUGAGUUAAAAUUGAGAGGUACUGUAAAGCUCUUCUAAAGGUUACUUAAUGAGGAGGAGGAGGCCAAUGUCGUGUUUUUUGAGCAACUACUGGGAGUGUCCUGAGGAUGUGAGGUAGUGGUAAAAGAGGACUUUACAUAACCAGAUAUCUGUUGUAAGAAAAACAAACAAGCAUACAAAACCCAACAAAACCCCCAAACCAACAGCACAGCACAGACAGUUCCUCAAGAUUUUGGAAUGUGUUGGAACAACUUUUUGUUUUGAAGAGUGGAGGCAGUUACAGGAGACAUGACUAGAUAAGCUAUGAUAGAUAUAGCUAAUAAAGAGAAACUUGCUAGAAGACAAUUUGAACUCAUACAUCUGUGGAAAAGGAGGCUUGAGGGGAGGAGGGCAAGAUGAAAUGACUCUUGUAAGGCGGACUUCCUCAUGUUGGGGAAUUGAUAGGGAAGGUUUGCAGGGAGGAACCAAAAGGAGCUUAAGGAAACAGGCAGUUUGGAGGAAGUCCUUAUUUAAAGGUCCCAUAGGAAGCU